CGUUCAUUGACUCUUCUCCAACUGUCUGUUGGCUAUGUUUUAAUUUUUAAGAUGCGAGUGUUGAACCGAAUAGGUAUCCUUGAAAAAGGUGUAGGCAGACUCAUUCUUUCAACGCUGUUGCAACGAAGAUGCUGCUGUCAACAGACAGAAUCAUCGUCAAGUCUACAAGAUUCCGAAGUAAGAACGCGGUUUGCGCCGAGUCCGACUGGAAUAUUGCAUUUAGGAGGCUUGAGAACCGCUUUGUAUAAUUAUCUUUUCGCGAAAAAGCACGAUGGUUUCUUCAUCUUGCGAAUUGAGGACACGGACCGAACAAGGUUCCAUGAGCGAGCAAUGGAUUCGAUCUGGGAAGCUUUGAAUUUUGUUAAUCUGGUUCCGGAUGAAGGUCCAACCGACAGAGCAAUGAAGACUGAAAAAGGUAGUUUUGGUCCUUAUGUGCAAUCCAAGAGAUGCCCUGUUUAUCAGAAGUAUGCUGAAAAACUAUUGGAAGAAGGCAAAGCGUACAGAUGCUUUUGCUCGUCACAUAGAUUGACUGUGAUAAAACACGCAGCAUACGAGAGUGGAGUAAUACCGCGGUACGACGGAAAGUGUAGAUACAUGUCUGAAUCGGAAAUAAACGAGCGAAUCUCGAGGCGUGAACCAUUCACACUUCGGGUAAAGUUGCCUCAGUCCAUGGAUGAUUAUGAAGAUAAAGUCCACGGGUCUGUUCCGGGAAUUGUAGACGAAGGUGACUUCAUAAUAAUUAAAUCAGAUGGGUUUCCGACAUACCAUUUUGCGAACGUAGUGGACGACCAUCUAAUGAAGAUUACUCAUGUAUUACGUGGGAUUGAAUGGCUACCAGCUGUUCCAAGACAUCUAUUUUUGUAUCAGCAGCUGGGCUUUGAGCCUCCGGAAAUUCAUCAUUUGCCUUUAAUUGCAAACGAAAACGGACAAAAGUUGUCGAAAAGGGAUCGCCAUACGAUAAAUGUUUCUAAUUUUAUCGAGGCUGGAUACAGUCCGGAAGCUUUGCUGAAUUACUUAACACUGACUGGAGGUGGAUUUCCAAUUUUGAAAGAAAAUGAAGGUCAAUUGAAAUUGAUGAGUCUUGAUGAAAUGUGUGAAAAGUUUCAGCUCGAUAAAAUCAAACACAAUUCGGCGUGUCUCGAUCAGAAAAAGUUGGAGCACUUAAGUAGACUUGAUUUGAAUGAAAAAUGGAAAACUAAAGGCGGCCAGGAUUUUGUACUUGCCACUUUGAAGAAACAUUUGGAAGAGUAUAAAUUAGACGAAGCUCAAUUAGCCGACGAAAAGCUGAUGAAAAUGUUGGAACAUAGAAUACGUGACGUGAAAACGGUCAAAGAGUUUGUGGUUUCUCCCGAAACUAGAUUUCUGUGGGCUUGGGAACCUCCUUUUGAAUCAUCCUUCGUCAGUAUUCAAAAGCAAAAUAAGAUAAUUGAUUACGCUAUUGAGAAACUAUCGCAAUGCGAGGAACCGCUGACUCAGCAGGAGCUGGAGUCCAAGUUGUCGCCACCUGACAGCCCCUUCUAUAAAUCUAAAUUAUUCACCUGUAUUCGACUAUGUCUUUCCAUUCACAAAAGUGGACCCCGUGUGAUUGACAUGUUGUUGAUGUUGGGCAAAGCGGAGUCAAUAAGAAGACUGCAAGUUUCGGUAGACACGCUGAGAGCUGCUCGAAAUGAAUUGAGGCAGGAGUCAAUGACCAUGAAAUCAGCUGGAGCUGAAAACUCUAAAACUUAGAAAACUGAAAUGAAUCAAAAUAUACCUUUUUUUAAAUUCAAUUUUAUGCCCUG
This is a messenger RNA of Symsagittifera roscoffensis, 1781 nucleotides long. RefSeq names its product nondiscriminating glutamyl-tRNA synthetase EARS2, mitochondrial-like. The record is from RefSeq and is a predicted model, not a curated record. Gene Ontology annotation, biological process: glutamyl-tRNA aminoacylation. Gene Ontology annotation, molecular function: tRNA binding; glutamate-tRNA ligase activity; zinc ion binding. The transcript has a single exon. Lineage: Eukaryota; Metazoa; Xenacoelomorpha; Acoela; Convolutidae. The coding region runs from base 52 to 1728 and encodes 558 amino acids. Gene Ontology annotation, cellular component: mitochondrion.